Messenger RNA from Lytechinus variegatus (green sea urchin), 1275 nucleotides. RefSeq lists its product as uncharacterized. The transcript is spliced from 6 exons. The record is from RefSeq and is a predicted model, not a curated record. NCBI's taxonomy places the organism in Eukaryota, Metazoa, Echinodermata, Echinoidea, Temnopleuroida, Toxopneustidae. Bases 446 to 1255 code for a protein of 269 amino acids. Gene Ontology annotation, molecular function: calcium ion binding.
AAUCGAUCCGCCGUGCCUAAGCUGGACGUGACGACGACGGACAUGACGCGACGCGGCAUCGCUAUCAGGAACAACCAAUUCUGUUCGAGAUUGACUAUAAUGGAGCCGAUUUCGGGCUAAAUUGAUCAAACCAACAAAACUAAAGGACACAUCAUCUACGGUACCGGUUCCGUAGCCAUAGGCAUAGGCUACUGUAGGCCACUUUUCCCUUUUAUUUUAAGUUCGAGGACCAUGAACAUGAUGAAGUUGUUGAUGUCACGCCAAGGCUGAGCUGAGACGAGACAGCCUGUGAGUGUGAGUCCAUGAGAAGAGUUAAGACAACAGUCGCAUGAACUGGAUGUACUGUUACUGCAGUGACAGACUGAGUUAAUUAGCAGCAGGAACCACUCUGAUGUACUUUUGAUAAUCAUCAUCGAGAUCCAUUUCAUGAUUUCCCAUUGAGACGAUGCCUGGAAAGAAAAAGGGAAAGGGAAAGAAGAAGGGAGGGAAGAAGAAACCCAAGCUUACCAAGGAGGAGAAAAUCCAGCUUAAACUGAACAAAGCAUGUGCCUUGAUAACAGAACAGAAAGAUGUCUACCAGAACUUCCUGGAUCGGAUGGACCGAUGGCUUGCUGCAAACAACCUGAAGGCUAAAGAGCUCUAUCAAAGAUUUGACAAAAAUGGAGACGGUGUCCUUACUUUUGAUGAAUUCAAAGCAGGUAUGCUUGAUUUGGAUGCUCCUUGCAAUGCCAUAGAGCUUGAAGUGUUGGCUAGGAGACUGGACAAAGACUCGAGCAACACCAUUGAUUAUAGGGAAUUCUCCAAAGGUCUAUUUGCAAGUGAAAGUGAGAACGCAGAGGAACCCCCGACGCUAGUGACCAGACAAGCCUUGUGCCAUCCAAGUUGUAGCCUAGGCCAUUGGAGAGAUCACAUAGAGCGACAUCCUAGGUAUGUGCGUGUGCUUUUGCGGUCCAUCACUUUCGAUCACCUGAAGAUGUAUCCCGGCCACUUCAGCAAGGUCGUCCUGUCCCACUCCACGAUCCUGUCACUCUGUGGGAUCAUUAAGGAGGAACUAGCCCUCACCACCACCACCCUCCUCAUUUACCAUGACAAGACCAAGGAUGCCCUGGCCCUGGAUCCGGCCCGGACUCUGGAAGACUACGGCAUCAAGGGCAGGACAAGAGAGGAUCCGGAGGAGGUUGUCCUCUUCUACAACUACACCACAGAAUUCCAUGAUUGUUCGCUGCUAUCAGCAGAUUACUACUUUAUCAAAUGAUUGCCACCUGUUAUAUAAAA